This is a messenger RNA of Lonchura striata (white-rumped munia), 432 nucleotides long. Its product is annotated as veswaprin-c. NCBI's taxonomy places the organism in Eukaryota, Metazoa, Chordata, Aves, Passeriformes, Estrildidae. Gene Ontology annotation, cellular component: extracellular region. Gene Ontology annotation, molecular function: peptidase inhibitor activity. The record is from RefSeq and is a predicted model, not a curated record.
CCCACCCUCCCCAAGGGUUUAAAUGUCGCUGUCCCCCACUUCUGACGCUCGCACCUCUCCGGGACACGGCAGCAUGAAGGCGGUGGCCGCCCUCCUCCUGGUGGGGAUGCUCAUCCUCUGGGCAGAACUGCCAACAGGCAGCGCCUGGUCCUGCCCGCCCGUGCGCUUCAUCUGCGCCUUGCACAACCCACCCAACCACUGCCUCACCGACCGGCACUGCCCCCGCGGCAAGAAGUGCUGCCAGACCUUCUGCGGGAGGAAAUGCAUCUCCAAGCCGCCCAAAAUCCCCGUCACCUACGUGUGAGCUCCGGCUUCCAGGAUACUCUGAGGGUCAUCUCAGCAUUGCCAUCCCAGCUCAGCUCCAGGAUCGCUCUGUGACAGCUGCUGCUCUGUGCCACCCCCUUCCCCUCUCCCUCACCACUCUUUUAGCAA